AUGUGCACCCAGACCGUCCUAACCACCCACCUCUGCAAAAAAUGCAGCUCCCCCAUGUCCAACACGACCACCACCACCACCACCACCACCACCAUUCCGUGUGAGGGUGGCGGCGGCGGCAGCGGCGGCGGCGGCACCGGCACCAGCAGCAGCAGCAGCAACAGCAGCAUCAAGCGCUGCCCAGGCAACUGCCCCGGCGCGGGCAAGACCAUCACCAAGGCCACCAAGAGCGGCAAAAUCUGCGGGGCAUGCACCCUGGAGGAUGUCCGGAUCUACGCAGGGUCUUUUUAG
This is a messenger RNA of Sordaria macrospora k-hell, 291 nucleotides long. RefSeq lists its product as uncharacterized. The record is from RefSeq and is a predicted model, not a curated record. NCBI's taxonomy places the organism in Eukaryota, Fungi, Ascomycota, Sordariomycetes, Sordariales, Sordariaceae.